AGAAGAAAUCACGAGAUAUCAGGUCCAACUUCAGAUAAUGUAAUAGAUAACGAAAACAAUUCAGAUGAUGGCAUGGAUGCAAACAAAGAUGUAGAAGGUGCAGACGGAACAGAAGCAAUUAACGAGGAAGCAGCAGACGAUUUGGUCCCAGUUCGGCGUUGGAUACGUGUACAUUACACAAAAAUGACAAGGAAUAAUGAAGCAAGAUGCAUUCAUUGUGAUGGAAAAUUUAUUAUAUAUAUGAAAAAUUUAGCUAUUUUACAUAAGCACUUGGUGGAGGCACAUGCAGACAAAUUAACAAAAGAAGAGAAGAACGAUAUGAAAUUCCAUUGGACUUGGGACUAUUUUACUAGAAAAGAAGAUAGAGAAUCAACAUGCAAAUUAUGUAAAGCAAGAAUUAAUCAUAAUAAUAACCAGAACAUAGUAAGAAGUUUAAAGGAACAUUUAAAAAGUAUUCAUAAGAUAUUCGGUCCCGGUUCAGAUAAACACGUGGAUAACAAGAACAUUUCGGGUAAUGUGGAUGCAGACAGGAAUACGACUAUAAGGAAUGCAAAAUAUCAAGAAGACUUAUCUAUCCCAACAGGUUCAUGUAACAAUUCAUACGUAAAAACAGGAGGAACAGAAGAUCUUAACGA
This is a messenger RNA of Mycetomoellerius zeteki, 635 nucleotides long. RefSeq lists its product as uncharacterized. The annotation marks the transcript as partial. The record is from RefSeq and is a predicted model, not a curated record. The transcript has 4 exons. Lineage: Eukaryota; Metazoa; Arthropoda; Insecta; Hymenoptera; Formicidae.